AUGGCGGAGGAAAACUCCGACCGACUAUUAGCACUUAAACGCAUCGUUCGUGAAUCCGAAGCAUACGAGAUUGGAACGCAAUACCAUCGAAAUGUCCUUGGUAAGCUCUUGUCUGAGAUCAGUCGCUUACGUAGUGGACAACCAGUCUAUACCGAGGAAGAGGACCAGCUUCCUAUUGAUGCUAUCAAUACAAAUACCGGUGAUCACCAAUUCCCGUAA
This is a messenger RNA of Penicillium hordei, 219 nucleotides long. RefSeq lists its product as uncharacterized. The record is from RefSeq and is a predicted model, not a curated record. Lineage: Eukaryota; Fungi; Ascomycota; Eurotiomycetes; Eurotiales; Aspergillaceae. The transcript is spliced from 2 exons. Bases 1 to 219 code for a protein of 72 amino acids.